Molecule: messenger RNA, 1074 nt
Organism: Malassezia globosa CBS 7966
Lineage: Eukaryota; Fungi; Basidiomycota; Malasseziomycetes; Malasseziales; Malasseziaceae
Exons: 2
Coding region: 1-1074 (357 amino acids)
Cellular component (GO): mitochondrial large ribosomal subunit
Molecular function (GO): structural constituent of ribosome
Source: RefSeq, a predicted model, not a curated record
AUGUCCGUGUCGAUGUCGUGGGGUGUUAGUGCCCUCGCACGUAUGCGUGGCGCAUUGCGCGUGCCACACGUAGGUGCUAGACGCUUGCAUAUCACACCUGUCACAGAAAGCAAAAAUCGUGGGCGCGCACGAAAGAGCCCCAAGACGCUGCUGCGUCUUUACGCUGAGGGAAAGCUGAAAGGUUCUGAAGCCGUCAAGGCGGCUGCAUUGCUAGAAGCGCAGAAUGCAGAGCAGGCUGGUACAGUGAAAGAAACUGCAGCCGAAGAAGAAGUAAGCGAUACCCUGUCGCUGUCGGAUGCGCGUCAUGUCAUUCGGUCAGUGGAAGCUGCACGGCCACGCAAUGCGUAUGAGCUUCAUGUUGUAACCAGUGUUCCUCCUAACCAGACGAACGCCUUCCGUGGCCGCAUCUCGUUCCCGAAGGAUCCAAGGAUCAAGGGCGAAACAGUGCUCGUGUUUGCUGAGCAAGGAUCUGAAACUGCUGAUGCGGCGCAACAAGCAGCAGCACAACUUGAGGCGAGUGGCUCUUCCAUGCGCCUAGUAAUUGGCGGUAAUGAUAUGAUUGCUGACACCGUGGCUGGACGUGUGCCGUCAUUCUCGCGUGUUCUUUGUACAUCAGGACUCUUGCCCAGCAUGAGUCGCUCGCUCGCUCGCGCUCUCGGUCCAAAGGGUCUUAUGCCCAGUGCCAAGCGUGGGACAGUCGUGGAUGAUGCAGAAGGGAUGCAGCAAGCUAUCGAACAGCUUGUCACCGGCGUCGACUGGCGUGGUGAUCGUGUCGGAGUUGUGCGAGCCGCUGUUGGACGCAUCUCAUUUUCUGAUGCCGAGCUGCGUGCAAACGUCCAAGCAUUUCUUGAUGCGAUUAUUACAAAGGCAGCAAGUGGCUUGGCAGGUACAAAAGUGAGUGCGAAUGUAGUUGCUAGCUAUUUGCGGGACACAUCAAGCAAAGAUGCUCAAGGAAAUAUGAUCCAGCGUCGCAGUCCUGGCUCUAUGAAAAAGGCACUUUCGAUUGUGCAACAAGUCCAUCUCAGCUCUACUCAAGGACCUGGAAUCCGCCUCCGGCUCGAUGAUGUGUUGUAG